Messenger RNA from Theobroma umbraticum, 2413 nucleotides. RefSeq names its product Mitochondrial transcription termination factor family protein. The record is from RefSeq and is a predicted model, not a curated record. NCBI's taxonomy places the organism in Eukaryota, Viridiplantae, Streptophyta, Magnoliopsida, Malvales, Malvaceae. Gene Ontology annotation, biological process: regulation of DNA-templated transcription. Gene Ontology annotation, molecular function: double-stranded DNA binding.
AUGGAACCUUUUGGAUCGGAGGGUUCGAUAUUUGUUCUUACAAAUUCUUAACAGCAGGAAAUAUCUGCCACUUUUUAUCCAUUUCCAAUUCCCACCAUAACCAAAGAAGAAGAAAGAUGUUUUCUUGCCCCCCUCCUCCUCCCUCCCUCCAUCUGCAUCUCCACCGUCACCCUCAUUCCACCACUGUCUACUCCUCCACCCACUGCCAACCUACUCCCGCAAUCACCACACCUGGCCCUCUAUCCCGCACUCAUAACGCAAAAUCCACCUCCCUCCUCCGCUCCACCACCACCACCAACAAAACAAAAAGCCCACCCGAAGAAGGCGACAAUGACCGACAGCAGCACCAAAAUUCCGUCCACCCUAACGACAAUAAACCAACAACCCGACAACUUAUAAUUCCUCAUGAAAAACUAAACAUCCUAGAAAUCCUCGCCUCCAAACGCUCCCCGCUGUUCCCAGGCUCCAUUUACGCCAAUUCUCUCCUUCCUCUCCAAUCCGUAUUGGGAACCCGAAACGACACACAACACCUAGAAUACGAUAACGACGAGGACGAUGAGGAUGACGAGGUGAUGAUAAUGCGGGCGCUUGAGAUUAGAAGGAAGGUAACGGCAGAGGUUUUUAAGGGAGCAAUGAAGAAGGGAAAAUUUGGAAUUACGUAUUCAACAAAUUUGAUUAAUAGGUUGUCGGAAUUUAUUGAUCACGUGAUGAUUGAAGCAGCUGCGUUGAAAAGGUUGCCUGAGUUCAAGGAUUCUACGUUUAAUGUCCGUGCUAAGGCUGUUAUUGAUGACUCCAAUGUUGUUCCUCUUAUAAGGUGGUUGAAGCACAACAACCUCUCAUAUCCUAAAAUUGCGAAGCUGAUAUGCAUGUCUAAAGGAAAUCUUGAUUCUAUACGACGACUUGUUGAGUGGUUGAAGACAGUUCAUGUGAAGGCUGAAUUUCUGGGGGUUACGCUUUUGAAAUCUGGAGAUGAUAUUUUGCAACGUAGCAUUGAAGAAUUGGAUGAGAUUGUUGAGUAUUUGGAAAGCAAUGGAGUUAAGAGGGAUUGGAUGGGUUUUGUUAUUAGCCGAUGUCCGAAGUUGUUGUCCUAUAGCAUGGAGGAAGUGAGAACGCGUGUAGAGUUUUACUUGAACAUGGGUAUGACUGCGAAUGAUUUUGGGACAAUGGUGUUUGAUUACCCCGGCGCACUUGGCUGCUUCACUCUUGAAGAGAUGAAUCAAAAGGUUAAUUAUAUGAAAGAGUUUGGCCUCAGUACUGAAUAUGUUGGGAGAUUACUAGCAUUCAGGCCAGAAUUGAUGGGUUGUAGCAUUGAAGAAAAAUGGAAGCCUCUUGUUAAGUACUUAUACUACCUUGGAAUUUCCCGAGAUGGAAUGAGGAGAAUGCUUACCAUUAAGCCAAUGGUUUUCUGUUUUAAUUUCGAGACAACCAUCGCACCUAAGGUUCAAUUUUUGCGGGACCUAGGUGUUCGAGAUCAUGCCAUUGGUAACAUGCUUGUCAAGUUUCCUCCCUUACUAACAUACAGCCUCCACAAGAAAAUUCGGCCAGUGGUCAUAUUUUUGAUGACGAAAGCUGGAGUCACUGAGAAGGAUAUUGGAAAGGUCAUAGCUUUGGGACCAGAGCUCUUGGGUUGCAGUAUAGGAAAUAAGCUUGAGGUUAAUAUGAAAUAUUUUCUGUCACUAGGCAUACGGCAUAGACAGCUGGGUGAGAUGAUUGCUGAUUUCCCUAAACUUCUUCGAUACAAAGUAGACCUCCUCUAUCCUAAGUAUCGUUAUUUACGACGAACUAUGGUCCGUCCUUUGCAGGAUGUGAUUGAGUUUCCCAGGUUUUUUAGCUAUUCUCUAGAAGAGCGAAUAAUUCCAAGGCACAAAAUUAUGGUAGAGAAUCGGGUUAACUUUAAACUGCGCUACAUGUUGGCUUGUACUGAUGAAGAGUUCAAUGGAAGAGUUGCAGAUAAAGUUGAGAGGAGGCGAAGGUUUGAAUCUGAUCUUGUAGAUAAUGCUUUGGCUGAUUCACAAACAGCUGAAGGUUCCUUGGGGAAGGCUGCAGUCAUCAAUUGUCCAGCAAGUGAAAAUGCAGUUUUGAAUUUUCCUGUGAGUGAUUACUCAAUGGAGAGGACAGUCCAGAAGUGAGGAUUCUCCAGGGUUGUCGCUGUGAACUUGAAUGACUGAAGUUCUGCACCACUUUGACAUUUUAAAAGCCCCAGUAGCCUCAUUACUUUUUGGAUGUAAAUAUUAAUGAAUUUUCUUUUCUUUUUUUUAUUUUAAACCCAGGAACAAACGGUUGCUGUAUGUUAGCCUGAUUGUAUAUUAAAUGUAUCUAUUGACAACAUGAAGGUAAUGACAGGAGAAAUGUUACCUGCAAUACCUCGAAGCCUUGCAUGAUAUCAACUAGAGCACUAAAUUUGCCUAGCAAA